This is a messenger RNA of Aspergillus sclerotioniger CBS 115572, 548 nucleotides long. RefSeq names its product cysteine hydrolase family protein. Lineage: Eukaryota; Fungi; Ascomycota; Eurotiomycetes; Eurotiales; Aspergillaceae. The transcript has a single exon. The coding region runs from base 39 to 395 and encodes 118 amino acids. The record is from RefSeq and is a predicted model, not a curated record.
GUUUGUGCUUCAAUUUAAAUAAAUCACUACAGACAGCCAUGACCGAUCUAUCCAAAACCGCGAUCAUUUUGGUUGAUCCUUACAACGACUUCCUACAUCCAGACGGGAAGCUAACUUCGAAGCUCAAAGAUCUGGAGGAGAAGCAAACUGUCAAGCACAUGACAGAGCUGGUUGCCAUGGCCCGCCUUCAUCACAUACCCAUCUUCUACGGCCUUCAUCAGCAAUGGACCCCAAACAGUUUCCACGAUUGGCGACACAUGACUCCCAACAAUGUCAAGCAGAAACACAUUCGUUUUUUUGAAGAAGGGACCUUUGGCUCUCGUAUCUAUGAAGGCUUGGAGCCGGAUCCAACAAAUGGCGACGUGGUUGUGAGCCGGCAUUGGAAUAGCGAGUAAGAGGCUGACCAGGACUGGAUAUACCUGGCUUUUGUUACUGAUUUGUCUGAUUUAGUUCCUUCCAGAACACUGAUUUGGAUUUCCAACUACGUCAACGGGAGAAGACGGAUCUUAUUCUCGCUGGUUUGACUGCUAAUACGUGCCUUGAGGCCA